Molecule: messenger RNA, 1260 nt
Organism: Xyrauchen texanus (razorback sucker)
Lineage: Eukaryota; Metazoa; Chordata; Actinopteri; Cypriniformes; Catostomidae
Product: neuromedin-U receptor 2-like
Exons: 2
Coding region: 1-1260 (419 amino acids)
Biological process (GO): G protein-coupled receptor signaling pathway
Cellular component (GO): plasma membrane
Molecular function (GO): neuromedin U receptor activity
Source: RefSeq, a predicted model, not a curated record
AUGGCCCUUACUUGCCUUUGUGAGCCUAUAAACGGAUCAGAACAAGACUACAUGUUCUGCAACAUCACUACAUUCAAUUUUACUGGCAAUGAGAGCAGACACUGUCACCUUCAGCCCCUGGAUGAAGUACUCUUUGGUGUUCUGGGCCCCAGACGGUCUCCUUUCUUCUUCCCUGUAACCUUUACGUAUAUACUCAUCUUCAUCACAGGGGUUGUUGGAAACCUCCUCACUUGCACCGUGAUCACUAAAGACAGGAAGAUGUGGACACCUACAAACCUUUACCUCUUUAGCCUAGCCAUCUCAGACCUGCUGGUGUUGUUGUUUGGGAUGCCACUGGAGAUCUAUGAACUGUGGCAGAACUAUCCCUUCCCUUUUGUCGAGAGCAUAUGCUGCUUCAAGAUCUUUUUAUUUGAGACAGUUUGUUUUGCCUCUGUGCUCAAUGUGACGGUUCUGAGUGUGGAGCGCUACAUAGCUGUGACUCACCCACUCAAAACCCGCUAUGCCAUAACAAACAAGCACGCUCAGCGGGUCAUCGGUAGCGUUUGGGCCGUGUCGCUGCUCUGCGCCAUCCCAAACACGUCACUCCAUGGCUUGCAGUACCUUUACCUGCCAGAUAGGGUUCUGGAGUCUGCUACCUGCAACCUGCUCAAGCCCAAAUGGAUGUACAGCUUGGUGAUCCAAGUCACCACUGUGCUCUUCUACUUUGUCCCCAUGAUGGUGAUUAGUGUACUGUAUCUGAUUAUUGGUCUGACAUUGAGCAGAGGACAGAGGCAGAAGAAGGACAAGCUGGGUAGGAGUUGCAGCAAUGACAGCUGGAAAAUCCAUCUGGACAGUGGAAAGAGGAGGCAGGUCACCAAAAUGCACUUCGUGGUGGUAUUAGUCUUUGCCAUCUGCUGGGCUCCGUUCCAUAUAGACCGACUCUUGUGGAGCUUCAUCACAAGUUGGACGGACCACAUGUAUAGCAUGUUUGAAUACGUGCACAUAAUCUCAGGCGUGCUCUUCUACCUCAGCUCAGCCAUUAACCCCAUCAUCUACAACCUGCUCUCCAGUCGCUUCCGAGAACGCUUUCAAGAGCUGGUGUGCAGUAGCUUGCAGACAAGCUCUUCUCAUAAUGACUCCAUGCCUUUCUACAUCAUCUCCAAAGACCCCCCACCCCACCAAUCCCCAACAUCCAGGCUAAGAGCUGGAACACGGCCAACACACAUCCCUUUGUCAUUACAAGAAGAGGAUGGGAACAUUAGAAUUAAUGUUUUCAUCUGA